UGGUCACAUGUUCACACUCUUGCGCGUAUGUUGCGCAUCGGAGGUGCCAAAGUGAUUUAUGUCUGCCUGCCAGCUGCGCCCUGAAGCAGAUCCCGACUGAUCCUGACACUUGAGGAAUGGCCUCAGAACGGGACGAAUCCAACACAACCAGAAAUCUGACCAACCAGUUCGUGCAGCCCGCCUGGCGCAUCGCGCUGUGGUCGGUGGCUUACAGCACAGUGUUGGCCGUGGCGGUUUUCGGAAACCUGAUCGUGAUUUGGAUUAUUCUGGCGCACAAGCGGAUGAGAACUGUCACCAACUACUUCCUGCUGAACUUGGCUUUCUCCGAUGUCUCGAUGGCUGCGUUCAACACGCUCAUCAACUUCGUGUACGCGGCCCACGGAGAGUGGUACUUUGGAGAGGUGUACUGCAGGUUUCACAACUUCUUCCCUGUGACCGCGGUGUUCGCCAGCAUCUACUCCAUGACCGCGAUAGCCAUCGACAGGUACAUGGCCAUCAUCCACCCCCUGAAGCCUCGCCUGUCAGCGAAAGCCACCACGGGAGUCAUCGUCUGUAUCUGGAGUCUGGCUGUGGUUAUGGCCUUCCCGCUCUGCUACUUCUCCACCACCCGAGCUCUGCCCCGCAGGACUCUCUGCUACGUGGCCUGGCCCCGCAUGGCCGACGACCCCUUCAUGUAUCAUAUGAUAGUGACAGUUCUGGUCUACGCGCUGCCCUUAGCAGUGAUGGGCAUCACUUACACCAUCGUGGGAGUGACUCUAUGGGGAGGGGAGAUCCCAGGAGACUCGUCUGAUAACUAUCACGGACAGCUCCGAGCCAAACGGAAGGUGGUCAAGAUGAUGAUUAUCGUAGUGGUGACAUUUGCCCUCUGCUGGCUGCCCUAUCAUGUCUACUUCAUUGUGACGGGUCUCAACAAGCAACUCAUCAAGUGGAAGUACAUCCAGCAGGUCUACCUGUCAGUGCUGUGGCUGGCGAUGAGCUCCACCAUGUACAACCCCAUCAUCUACUGCUGCCUCAACAGCAGGUUUCGAGCUGGCUUCAAACGUGUUUUCCGCUGGUGUCCCUUUGUCCGGAUCUCAAGCUACGAUGAGCUGGAGCUCCGAAACACGCGACUUCGCCCUGGUCACCAGAGCAGCAUGUGCACCCUCUCUCGGGUCGACACCAGCAUCCUCAGCAAAGACAAGAGCACUCGUUCCCACGGAAACAGGUCAAGACUUAACUCCGAGCCCAACAAUAAAGUCCAUUAGUUGUCUCCACUGGACACAUUGCAGCUGAUUGGACUGUUUUUGUUCACUUGAGCUGAUUAAUAUUAAUUAACACUGAUGAGUGUGGUGAUCAUUUAUAAACCUGGGCAGUGUUUGUACAUGACUGUGUGAGGCGAAAGGGACAGUUGCAUGUUAAUGUACUAACAGGAAGUGGCUGUGAAGCUCAUUGAGGCAAUUGGGGUACUUUAAAAGAGCCAAAAUUAGGCUGAUUGCCAAGCAGAUUUUCACAUACGAGGAAUUUUCCAUCAUGUUUUGGUGCGUCACAAUAAACACUAUCGGUAGAUAAUCUAAAGCAGAAGCAAAAUAAAGCACACAAAAUUGUAAAUAAGGAAGAAAAAUGUGCAAUGUAACUGCUUAAUACAAAUGAAAGAGUCGUACAUGUUUGUGCAGGGAUCCAUGAUGUGUAAAGAACAUUUGUAGUUUCCAAGUUAGAAGCUGUGCGUUAAUGUAACACAGUGAGUUGAGUGGUGCAGACUUUUAUGUUAAUAUAAAAUGUGUAGCUUAACUUAACAGUGGAUUAAGUGUCAGUGCCAUUAGGGGUCAUGGGCUUUGCUGAUUAACAAAACUGUACCUGUGGUAUGAGGUUUUGGUCACGAUGGACCGCAGGUGUGUCUCAGAAAGAUUGUGUCUGCGGUGGCCACAGUCUUUCUGACUUGGCUGAGGCUCCUGAGGCCUGAGGUCUUAACUGACAUGGUGUGUAUUUUUAGAUUCAGUGUGACUUAUACUUUUUGAUAUUAUCAUCACACAACUAAACAUUCAUAAACUUGCCUAAAUGUAAUCAAAAAAAGACAUUCCUUAUAACUGCCAAACUUGCCUGAGAAUCAUUGUGUUUUUACAUUUUUUCAGUAUCAGCGUACUCCAGUGAUGGCUGUCUGUACAUCCAUGCAUACAUUUCAAACAGGAAGUGCUAAAAGCUAAUUUGGCAUCAGUUUAAUUUUGUUAUAUUAGAUAAAACAUAAUAUCUGAUUUUUUUUUUCAUUAAUGCCUUUUAUUUCAAGAAAAGUUUAUUUGAUUAUAAAAUGCUGCUAAUUUUUGGGGGGGGAGGGGGGCACAGUGCACAAUCUUACCAAUUUAUUAUUUAUUUAUUAUUUUUAUCUUAAUGUAUCAAAGUGGACGUGCUUGAUGUGUAAAUAGAUGUGUAAAUAAUGUAAGGAAAGUCAAAAUUUUUCAAAAUUCCAAAAGUCAAUGAGAGACAAUUGAUUAAUGUGAAGAUAUUGAACGUUAGAGUAAAGUUUUUAGUGUUUCAUUAAUACAGGUGUCACCAAAUUAUGUCUAUCACAGGUGAUGUUGCAUAGUUGUUUGUAUACUGUACUUUUUUGUAUGAUUCAUUUUGAUUAAUAAUUUGAAAGUAUUUUCUGUAUUAUUAUAUGUACAUAGUUUAAAUAUGUUUCUGAUAUAUUUAAUGUAUUUAUUUAUUUAUAUUUUUUUCACUUGUGUAAAAAGGCAGUGGUACAUCAGUGGUUCUUAUCAACUUCUCUGUUAAAACAACAAAUACACAACUUUUAUGAGCAUUGUUUCACCUCUGCAGGUAAAAUAUCUCCCCGAGCUCAAAAUCAUUUAUUUGGGUAUCUUGAACUAAAUACUUUAAGCUGCUUUUGACAUUUUUUAAUCACUUUGUUUCAUGUUCCUCUCUCUAUUCUGUUAUGUAACAUAGCUGUGAAUGAAUUUCACUAAAUGCUGCACUCACAGAAGACAUAUAUUUAAUGAUAUCAGAUCAUUACUCAGUGGAUUUCAUCAACAGUCACCGCCAGAACAGUACUGAAGCUGCUCUAGCAGAGAUAAUACCCAUACAUCUAUUAUAGUGACACUGAUAUUAAAUGAUCCCUGUUGGAUGUUACCUACAAUUUGUAACAGAAUGUAAAUUCACAAGUGCUUGCUGCUGUAAUGUUUGUUGGUUAGAAAGAAUGUGGCAUUUUAAAAUGGACUGGUUUAAGAGUUAGUGUUUACUGCAGGUAUGUUUUUGUUUUUGUUUGUUUGUUUUGUAUAUAGUAACUGUACGUACAAUAUUUUGAUAUUCUGGUGCAGACGCAAACAUAGACACAUAUUCUAUAUAACCUUUACACUGAGUUUGUGUUUUAUUGUUGUCUUAAGAUAAAAAAAAUAAUAAAAGCUUAGAUUGCCUUUGUUUGGGAUUAACCAGUUUGUUACAUUUAUUUAAAUUAUGUUUAAUGACAGUGGUGUCAGAUCAGAAAACAC
This is a messenger RNA of Scatophagus argus, 3458 nucleotides long. It is a transcript of the gene tacr3l, whose product is annotated as tachykinin receptor 3-like. The coding region runs from base 117 to 1244 and encodes 375 amino acids. The transcript is spliced from 5 exons. Gene Ontology annotation, molecular function: tachykinin receptor activity. Gene Ontology annotation, biological process: positive regulation of flagellated sperm motility; G protein-coupled receptor signaling pathway. NCBI's taxonomy places the organism in Eukaryota, Metazoa, Chordata, Actinopteri, Scatophagidae. Gene Ontology annotation, cellular component: plasma membrane; sperm midpiece. The record is from RefSeq and is a predicted model, not a curated record.